AGAAAGUUGACGGCGAGACGGGGACGUCUUUUUUAUUGCCAUCCACAUUUAAAGAGGUAUUUUGUACCUAACAGGACAACACGGUUAACGUGCUAGCUUUGCGUUUAGAAAAACGAGGAAGAGUCCAACGUUGGACCACAUAGGCAAGUGUUUUCAUCAACACCACAAAGAGGGGGUUACAAUCUCUUAACUUUUCCUGUGGGUCCCUUUUCGGCUUGUUGGACUGGAUGCUAUAUACUUUUGGACUUGUUUUGUGGCACGGAACCGGAGGGGUUUACACCCAUUACUCUUAUCUCCCAACUCAUUUGGAAACGUGCCUCUCAAAACGAAUCACUCUCAUGGUCCGUCAGCGGAACUGGCUAUAGCGAAUCUGAAGGGAAUUUAAAAUUUUCUAUCCGAGACCAGUUUGGAACUAUAAAAGACAAACAGUUUGAGGACGAUUUCUUGAACUUCAGUGUCUUCUCCUUAUUGCUAAAGAAGUAUAUCAACGAGGACUGGAGAGCUGGAAAGGAACUAUGCCUCAAAAAGGGAUAUUUUAAUAGAGUGAAGCAGAUGAGAGUCUAUAAAUUGUUUUAAGCGGACAGUCAACUCUGUUUCCAGAAUACUAUAACCGGGCCACGUGGGAGUCUGGCGUAGCGUCCAUGAUGCAAAACAAGGUGUAUGACAUCUGUAACGAAGGUCACAGUGGAGUAAACCAGCUCGGCGGUGUUUUCGUCAACGGCAGACCGCUGCCCGACUCCACGAGACAGAAGAUAGUUGAACUCGCUCACAGCGGCGCGCGACCGUGCGACAUAUCCCGGAUUCUGCAGACCCAUGCUGAUGCAAAAGUCCAAGUGCUGGACAAUGAAAACGUGUCCAACGGGUGUGUGAGUAAAAUCUUGGGUAGAUACUAUGAAACAGGCUCCAUAAGACCCAGAGCGAUCGGGGGAAGUAAACCAAGAGUAGCGACUCCCGAGGUGGUCAGCAAAAUUGCCCACUACAAGAGGGAGUGUCCGUCAAUCUUCGCGUGGGAAAUCCGAGACAGACUGCUGUCAGAGGGGGUCUGCACAAACGAUAAUAUACCCAGUGUGUCAUCGAUAAACAGAGUACUGCGCAACCUGGCUAGCGAAAAGCAACAGAUGGGCGCAGAUGGCAUGUAUGAAAAGCUGAGGAUGCUGAACGGUCAGACCGGCACGUGGGGGACCCGGCCGGGCUGGUACCCCGGAACCUCGGUGCCAGGACAGCCCAAUCAAGAUGGCUGUCAGCAGUCAGACGGUGGAGGUGAGAACACGAACUCCAUAAGCUCAAACGGAGAGGACUCGGAUGAGACCCAAAUGAGACUCCAGUUGAAACGAAAACUCCAAAGGAACCGCACAUCUUUCACGCAAGAACAAAUAGAAGCACUUGAAAAAGAGUUCGAAAGAACGCAUUAUCCCGACGUAUUUGCGCGGGAGAGACUCGCGGCAAAAAUAGAUUUACCGGAAGCAAGAAUACAGGUGUGGUUCUCCAACAGAAGAGCAAAGUGGAGGAGGGAGGAAAAAUUAAGAAAUCAAAGAAGACAAGCCAGUAACUCUUCAAGUCACAUACCCAUCAGUAGCAGCUUUAGCACUAGCGUUUAUCAGCCAAUCCCACAGCCCACAACGCCAGUAUCCUUCACAUCAGGCUCCAUGUUAGGAAGACCAGACACAGCCCUUACAAACACAUACAGCGGCCUGCCACCAAUGCCAAGCUUCACCAUGGCCAACAAUCUUCCUAUGCAACCCAGCCAGACCUCAUCCUACUCCUGCAUGUUGCCCACUAGUCCUUCGGUGAAUGGGCGGAGCUACGACACAUACACACCACCACACAUGCAGGCACACAUGAACAGCCAAUCAAUGGCCACCUCAGGCACAACCUCUACGGGACUAAUCUCGCCUGGAGUGUCCGUACCAGUCCAAGUGCCAGGCAGUGAACCAGACAUGUCUCAAUACUGGCCCAGACUACAGUGAGAACAAGACACAUGAGAACAACAAAAAAAAUCAGUGAGGAUAAAUACAGAGAGCAGCUUCUUCACCUCAUGAUGUCUCUCGGCUGCAGGGCUGUUCAGCAGUAUUUUACUACAGAAGGAACUGAGGAGAAGCUAAAGGACCUUUUUUCUACUGGGAUAGUGCCACUUCUCUAUUAUUCUUCGGACACAAAGACUUCAAGAAUAAAAGAGAACAGACUACUGUAAAGUGCCCGGUAUUAUAUCGUAAAUUGGAAAAAAAAAUCUGUUUUUCAGUUUCCAACCAAGUCAUUUUGAUGUAUUUGUACAUGUAAUGGCCAAUUGUAUGUUAUGACAAAAAAGGAAAAAAAUGAACAACUGUGGAAGGACUGUCAAACAAAGCUGGCCUUGCAUCGCCGAGCGGAAGAACAUUUGUGCGAGCUUACCUGUCAUUCAUCAAUCUAUGUUCAGCGGACAUCAAAAACUUCUGCCCAAAUGUGGACUUGUGGAAAUGAACAAUCUCUGUAUCACUUUGUAAAAAUAUCAACAGAACUCAAAAGGAAGCCAAUCCACACUUUUGGUUUCCAAAGCUUGCAGACAAAGUCAGAUGUAUGUGGAACAAGGUGACUGCUGAACAUGUUUGGUAGCUAAAAAUGGUAGAUUGUGUCUUCGAUAUAAUUCAGUUUUGUUUAUGUCAAAAUGUAAGUAUUUGUCUUCCCUAGAAGUCUCGCAGAACAAUUUCUAUAAUAAAAUUAAUUUCAUUUUAUAAUUCUCUGAA
Misgurnus anguillicaudatus (oriental weatherfish) is the source of this 2720-nucleotide messenger RNA. The record is from RefSeq and is a predicted model, not a curated record. Lineage: Eukaryota; Metazoa; Chordata; Actinopteri; Cypriniformes; Cobitidae.